Centropristis striata (black sea bass) is the source of this 521-nucleotide messenger RNA. Its product is annotated as hepcidin-like. NCBI's taxonomy places the organism in Eukaryota, Metazoa, Chordata, Actinopteri, Perciformes, Serranidae. The record is from RefSeq and is a predicted model, not a curated record. The coding region runs from base 116 to 403 and encodes 95 amino acids. The transcript has 3 exons.
UUUUCCACACUCAACCAUCAGACAGACAGAACUCAAAGACCUGACAAGAGUCACCAGAAGAUCAGAAAAAAUCUAGUUUCUAUCUGCUGAACUAAACCACCUGUCCUCUCCUAAGAUGAAGACAUUCAGUGUUGCAGUUGCAGUGGCCGUCGUGCUCGCCUUCAUUUGUAUCCAGGAGAGCUCUGCUGACCCAAUCACUGGGGUACAAGAGCCGGAAGAGCCAAAGAGCAACGACAAUCCAGUUGCUGAACAUCAAGAGUUGCCAGGGAGAUUGGGGAAGAUGCUGUCCAACAUCAGAGAGAAGCGUCAAAGCAAUUGCUGCCAUAGCUGCCAUGGCAACCAUUGCCAACUGUGCCAUCACUGCUGCUCCCAUGGCCACUGCCCCUCAAGUGUCCAAGAGUAGAGCUUUUUUUUAAUCUGAAUUACUAAAGGAUGAUACUGUUCCAUCCACACACUUUAUGGGAUAUCUGCAGAUACUACUGUAUACUAUCAUAAUAAAGUUCAUUAAUACUUAUAUACAA